CAGCAUUACUUCUACAACCUGGUGGACCCUGCUCAGAUACACCUAUACGGCCGACCGCCUAACGCGACCAACGAUGCCUUGUGGCAGAAGGCCGUCAACGAGAAUCCCGAUCCUACAUGUCACGUCCCUGUCAUCGCCACCGGAUUUGAGGACCUGCAAAAACGAGUCGAGGCUCAGACACAACAAGCCGCAGAGCAGCAGCAGAAGAUCAAGGAUCUACAAACGCGGAUAUCCGCCCUCGUGCAGCGGCACCAACUGUCAAACGCGUCCCGCUUACAGCGCGCGGCGGCCCUCCAGACUCAGCUGACGCACCGCGUGCUGAAGCUUGUGCAACACCUGCACCUCCUCAUUCCCGCGCUGCGGUCGUCGGCUCUCCGCCCCGAGGAGGAGGCGCUGCGGACCGCGCUGGAGGAGAUCGAUGAGGAGGUGCGCCGUCCCGGGGGCACGGGCAGGAUACGGGGCAAACUGAAUGAGCUGUGGGCGCUGGUCGGCGCGGUGACGGCGGCGCGCGAGCGGGACCGGAGGCCGGGCGGCGUGGAGUGGACGGUCGUGGACGAGGAUGGACUGGCUCAGAUCGCUCAGAUCCUCGCGGAAGAACAGGCCGGCCUCGCCCAUUUGACGAAGUUGCUGCAGAAAGACCUGAAAGAUCUCGCCGUGGUACUGGGCAAGGACCCGAAGGAGUAUGACUCUGACAUGAUGUCCUCGACUGCGACGUUCCGCGGAAGCACGCUCUGA
Messenger RNA from Dichomitus squalens LYAD-421 SS1, 735 nucleotides. RefSeq lists its product as uncharacterized. The record is from RefSeq and is a predicted model, not a curated record. Gene Ontology annotation, cellular component: nuclear pore; nuclear pore central transport channel. Gene Ontology annotation, biological process: NLS-bearing protein import into nucleus; protein localization to nuclear inner membrane; nuclear pore organization. The transcript has 4 exons. Gene Ontology annotation, molecular function: structural constituent of nuclear pore. NCBI's taxonomy places the organism in Eukaryota, Fungi, Basidiomycota, Agaricomycetes, Polyporales, Polyporaceae. The annotation marks the transcript as partial.